CUCGACUAGCUUUUUUUGCGAGACACUUUCCAUCCAAGAAUCUAACUUCCAGAUGUCGAGCACAGCUCAAGCGCUCGAGAACGCUAUUGGUUUCGAGUAUGACGACCAGGUUGUUGGUUGGAACAAGCGGGACGUUCUGGUAUAUGCAAUAGGAAUCGGUGCAAAGAAAUCGGAUUACAACCUUGCCUAUGGUGCGUUGCAUUACAAAUCGUUCUCUGUAUUUCCCACAUUUCCAGCUACAUUUUUUUUGAAAGGCGAUGAUCAGGAUAUCAAUCUAUUCUCCGAUCGAGUGAGCUCCUCUCGCCCCGUCCCGGGCCUCCCAAAGUUUGACCCGAACCGUAUUAUUCAUGCAACGCAGACAAUCGAGAUUCUGAAGCCUUUGCCCCUUGCAUCUGGCCCGGGAUGGAAGAUGAAGAAGCGCUUGUCUUCAGUUCAAGAAAACAAGUCGGGUGUGAUCAUGGAAAAUGAGAUCACUCUCGUUGACCCUCAUGGAACAGCUUAUGCUAAGCUUUUCUCCUCUUCUUUCAAUCUGGGAGCCAAGAUCACCGGUCAACGCUUUGCUAAAUCGAUAGCAGCGCCUCCCAAAGCAAAGCCUGUUCCCAAGGACCGCAAGCCCGACUGGGUCGUGCAAGACCACACAACACCUGAGCAAGCACUCAUUUACCGUCUCAGUGGCGACUACAAUCCUUUGCACAUCGAUCCCCGCAUUGGCCAGGCUGCGGGUUUCGGCGGCGUCAUCUUGCACGGACUCUCUACUUACGGAUUUGCGGCUCGCGCCAUCGUCUCUGCAGUCGGGAAUAGCGACCCGAAUGCACUCAAGUACUUUGGCGUGAGAUUCACAUCGCCUGUUAAGCCCGGCGAUGCACUUGAGACGUCGAUUUGGGAGUUGGGCGCGGGUCCUGAUGGGACGACGGAGGUGGCAUUUGAGACGAAGAAUACGACAUCAGGAAAGGUGGCUAUUGGAAGCGGGUUGGCGUAUAUCAAGAAGACAGAGAAGACUAAGCUGUGAAGGCUCUGUUGUUUCCAGGAGGACGCGCUGUCUGCAGAUCUACUAGUGCAAACAACUUAUGUACUGUCGGCAUCACUGAUAGCUUCAAUUUGGAAAUGCUAGUUCGAGGUUUUGAUACGCAUCUUGUGAGACCACCCCAAUCUCGAUGGCACUUGGAUGAUGGUCUACGGUUACAGCAGCGAGUUGAAUCGCCUGGGCUUGGGAUUUUUAUCUACCUCAAAUGUGCAGUUGAGGGCUCUCAUGAAUCAGCUAAUCAUAUACUUCGUGGUACAUACGAUACACAUGCCCUCGCUCAAGGGACUAUUUAUUCUUCGUUCACAGAAUGUAUCUGAAAUCAGGAGCACGGUCGCCCAGUUCUCUUAACUGCUUGUCUGUAU
This is a messenger RNA of Heterobasidion irregulare TC 32-1, 1386 nucleotides long. RefSeq lists its product as uncharacterized. Bases 53 to 1009 code for a protein of 318 amino acids. The transcript has 9 exons. NCBI's taxonomy places the organism in Eukaryota, Fungi, Basidiomycota, Agaricomycetes, Russulales, Bondarzewiaceae. The record is from RefSeq and is a predicted model, not a curated record. Gene Ontology annotation, cellular component: peroxisome.